This is a messenger RNA of Chrysemys picta bellii (western painted turtle), 815 nucleotides long. Lineage: Eukaryota; Metazoa; Chordata; Testudines; Emydidae. The record is from RefSeq and is a predicted model, not a curated record.
UAGAGUGGGUGCACGUAGAGGAGGCGGGUGCGCGCUCGCACUUCCCCUCGCGCACGGCUGAGUAGCGGCGCUUGCGUAUUUGCGUAAGGAGUGCUGGCGGUUAACGGCCGCCGCGCCGCGGGAUAAUUCGAAACGGGGAGGGAGCGAGCGCCGAGCGGCUCGGGCCGAUCUUCACAAAUUAAGCACCUUAGGAAAAACAAAUCAUGACAAGACGUGAAGCAUUUCUACAAGUUGUAUCUACAGAUACUGUUGAAGAGUUUGUGCAUUAUAUGCAGCUUCAUAAGGAUCCAUUUGAUCCAUUUGAUCUGAAUGAAUUGCUUCAGGAAUUACCAAGAAAACAGAAGGAAGCAUUAUGGGAGAGGCUGACGCAUCUAUUAACACACAUUUUGGUAAAGAACCCAGUGGAAGGAUGGCAGAGGAUUGAAGAUGAAAGUGAUGAUGAUAUGGAAAUAGAGGAAAGUCCAAAAAUGAAACAAAUGAUAGCUGUGAUCCAAGGGGUGACAACUGUAGUUACUGCUUCGAUACCUGUAGUAGAUGAAAAUAUAAACUACAAAGCUCUUCUAGAAUGUGCUCUAAUAUUAAAUGGUGGGUAUUUUUCUUAAUGUGGAGUUUUAUAUAGUAUGCUGAUUUUAGGCAGCACUUUAGUACACUCGUCUGCUGCUAAUGGUUGAGUCUUCUUGUUUUUGUUGUGAUUUGAAUAAAAGGGUGUACUUUGGUGCCAGAGACACUGAUAUUUUGGCCUGCAGGCCUUAUUUACUAUGACAGCUUACUGUGAAGUAUGGCAGGCAGGGAGUUGCAUAUCCUAAUUUGGAUUC